This is a messenger RNA of Theobroma cacao (cacao), 1628 nucleotides long. RefSeq lists its product as uncharacterized. The record is from RefSeq and is a predicted model, not a curated record. NCBI's taxonomy places the organism in Eukaryota, Viridiplantae, Streptophyta, Magnoliopsida, Malvales, Malvaceae.
AUCAGUCAUCAGUCAUCAGUCAUCCUAUGUCUCUCAAUCUAACUGUAUGCCUUAAGGCUUAAGUUCUUUCUUUUUCCUUAGUGGAUACCUCAUAUCUAACUGUUUGACUUCUUUCUUAUUCUUCUUUUUACUUUAUAUUUUUCUUUAACUAACUCAUACAGGACUACAUGUCCUGAAACCUGUGGGUGAGAAAGAAAGUGGAGGUAGUUAAAAGUGCCCUUUGUUAUCCAAUAACCAUAAAAAAGCAUAGGGAGAGAUUCUUCUUCUGUUGAAUCAGUAGCUUUACAAAUCAUUACCAAAUGGAAGGAUCUUCAAACGGAAGACUAGAGGAGACCCCGAGGGCAGAAGCACAUGAUGAAGAGAAGGAAGUUAUUUUGGACGAUUCUCCAGCGCCGAAACUAGACGUUGAAUUUGUUAGAGACAUUACUCCUGAUGGGAACUUUAAGUCCAUCAAUAACACCCCUGAUGCGGAGGAUUUCAGGUCAAGUAGCAGCAGUUCGGAUGAAGAGGCAGCGCCGGAGGAAAAGAGUCCUUGGGUGGAGAAGUCUGAGAAUUUUGAAGAGAAGGUGGUUUCUGAUUCAGUUGUUGAGUCAGUUGAACUUGAACCAGAAUCAGUCGAGAAAUCAGGGGAUUCUGGUGUUGCUGAAUUAGAUUCCAAAGAAACAGAAGAGAACAUUCCACCAUCUUUGGACGAGACUAAUGCGGAUUCUCCAAUAGUAGCAGAUUUGUCAAUAAAUCGUUCGAAUGAACGAACACAGCAGCUGUCCUCUGCUGAGACCUCCGGGCAUUCUGCACUCUUAACAGAUGUGGAAUCAAAGGGAAUUGAUGAGGAAACAACGCUGCCAGGCUUGAAUGAGACUGAUGCCUCUGCGGUUGCAGUAGAUGCCGUGUGCAAGGGGAUUGAAGAAACAACUAUUUCUUGUUUGGAUGGGAAUGGGGGAGUUCCUGCAGCUGAAGCAGUCCAAGGAAUCACGGAAACCGAAAUUCCAGCUUCAGACAAGAGUGCUGGGGGUUCAUCAGGUUCCCCUGAUUUGGCAUCCAAGGAAAAUGUUGAAGAUUCAUUGCAGGCAGCAAACGUCCCUAUCGUGGAGACCAGAGAUGUUGGUGAACUAGUAAACAAGCCCGAGAUCCAUGAAAGCACGGGGAAUAAGCCUAUCAUAUCUCUGAGUCAUCGUCCUGUGGAACCAACUUCUUGGAAGAGUUGCUGUGGACUUUUUGAAGUUCUGCGGCGCUCCAACAGAUAAAUUCAAGAGGCAGAGUAUUAAUGGAAUGUUAAAGCAGAAUUACAAGUUUCUUGUGGAGUUUAUAGGUUGUUAUGAUGCUUUUGUUUUUCAGCAUUUUAUGCAAAAAUUAUUAUUGAGAAGAAACGUGUGGGGUCCCCAAGUGAAAUUUGUUUGAGAGUUGUAUUAGAGCUUGGACAUUGGAAUUGGCGUGUGUGGAGUGUUUCAUCAGUUACACUGUUUGUAUACGAUCCCUUGGAUAUAUUUAUUUCUGUGAUGAUCAUGAUAUGAUCUCAUUUCCUAUGAAACCUUGGGUUGUUCCCUCAACUCACUCUCAUGGACAAGAAUCAUUGAUUAAGAGUUGGGUUAUAACUGGCUCAAUAGUUAGCAUGAGGUUAACUCAAAGUC